Molecule: messenger RNA, 300 nt
Organism: Staurois parvus
Lineage: Eukaryota; Metazoa; Chordata; Amphibia; Anura; Ranidae
Source: the annotation of a GenBank genome assembly
UAUCAGGUACCUGGUGAUGGAGGCCAAUGGAGAGAGGGCUUCCCUUGUGGCUAAGUUCCAAACUCCCCUGAGAGUGGGACAGCGGGAGUCAGGCCCAAAGUGGUACAGGUCGCCUGUAGGAGUACUUGUUGAUGGUCCACCCAGGAGCACAGCAGAUGCACGGAGAUGAGGUCUGCAGACAGAUGGCGCCUGUGCGAGGUAUGGAAGCCCUUUCGGGAAUAGAGGAUUGCUGGAUAGCCGCUUCAAGCCAAGGUCAGGUACACCAGAGCAGACGUAGUCAGAUGGGAUAGCCGAGGUCAU